Molecule: messenger RNA, 2514 nt
Organism: Stomoxys calcitrans (stable fly)
Lineage: Eukaryota; Metazoa; Arthropoda; Insecta; Diptera; Muscidae
Exons: 5
Coding region: 131-1738 (535 amino acids)
Biological process (GO): mRNA splicing, via spliceosome
Cellular component (GO): cytosol; nuclear speck
Molecular function (GO): mRNA binding
Source: RefSeq, a predicted model, not a curated record
UAGACUCUGUGCUCUGUUUCCCAUCCCUCAUGUUGCUGAAAGCCGCCGCGUCAAGAUUAUUUUAUUAAGCAUCGUUUUCACAUUUUAUCAAAAGAGAGUCUUGUUAUACCACCAAGAAAAAUAAAACAAAAUGGCUGCACCUCAAACCUGCAAAGUUUUUGUUGGCAGUUUACCUCCAGGCACAAAGCCGGAAGAACUUCGUCAUUUAUUUGAAGAUUAUGGAGUUGUUGUGGAAUGUGAUGUCAUGAAUCGUUGCGGCUUUGUGCAUAUGAAAAAUGCCGCUAUGGCAGAAAGCGCCAUUCAGGCCUUGAAUGCCAGUGACUUCAAGGGCCAAUCAAUUGUAGUGGAACAUGGUAGACCGAAGGAGCGUGGCGGCCCUCAAGGUGGCCCCAAUGCAGGCGUUGUUGGAAGACCUCAAAGAGGUGGCGGUCGCGGUGGUGGAAUGGGUGGAGGACGCGGAGGCGGCGUUGGCUUCCCUGGCAACGCACAACAAUUUAAUAACGCAAAACAAGCCGCCACAUUGCAAUUGGCCGGCGUCAUUCUGGAAUUGUUAAAUGACCAAAACGAAAACGAAAAUAUUGCAGGUGGUGGCGGCGGCGGCGGCGGAGGAGGAUUCCUUAUUGGCAGCGGUCCUGGUCCAAUGGGUCGUGCAAUUGCAGGUGGAGGUAAUUUCCAAGGCGGCCGUGGCGGUGGUCCUCAGAAUAUGAAUGGUCCCGGCCCCAUGCGUAAUCAAGGUUUUAAACAGGAUCGUUCAGCACCUUACCCGCAGCAUAACAUGAACAUGGGUGGCGGUCGACCGCAAGAUGGACCAGGUGGCAAAUUCAAUAACCAGAAUAGAGGUGGUGGCAUGGGCAGAGGCGGUGGCAACUUCGGACCAAGCCGUGAAGGAAAUUUCAACAACUCCUAUCAGGGUAACAAUGCCGGUGAUAAUGGAGGUUGGCAGAAUAACAUGGGUGGCGGAGGUGCUGGGGGUCCCAGUCGUGGUCCUAACCGUGGUGGUGGCGGUGGCGGUGGAGGUUUCAACCAAAACCAAGGUGGUCGAGGCAGCGGCGGUGGUGGCGGCUAUAAUGACAACAAUAAUUUCUCUGGAGGAUUCAGUGGCAAUAUGAACAGCGGACCUCGUGGAGGUUUUGGCAAUGGACAACAAGAUCGUCGGGGCUUCACUUUGCCUUCGAAUCAACCACCUAAAUAUGGUGGUGCUAAUCAAGGAGGCGGUGGCGGUUUUGCAGAUGAUGUCAGUUUUGCCAAUGACGAUGCCAUUUUCCAAAGAAGAACUAAUAAUGGACCCAAUGUUGGUGGCCCUACCGGUGGCAAUUUCAAUCGUGGUGGCGCUGGUGGUGUCAAUCGUGGUAACCGCGGUGGCGGCGGAAAUUUCCACAAUAAUCGCGGAGGUAUGGGUGGACCACCACCUCCGGGUCCCAAUCAAGGUGGCUUCAAACGAAAUUUCGCUGGUGGCAAUAACAUGGACUCGGGAGAUGAUGAUUAUCAACAGCAAUUCCCACCUCUAGGCGGCGGCAGAGGUGGAGGAGGAGGAGGUGGUAAUGAUUUCCCCCAAGGCGAUUUCGGCAAUAACCGUGGCGGUGGAGGCCGAGGAGGUUUUGGCGGAGGAUUUAAUCGAGGCGGAGGCAUGGGAGGAGGUAUGGGCCGAGGAGGCUUUGGUGGUGGUGGCGGCGGAGGUCCUGGUGGCAAUAUGAAUCGCAAUGCGCCCAGACAAAAUAUGCCAAAUCGUCGCUAUUAAAAAAAAAACGAAAGACACUUUCUGAUUAUCCAGAAAAUUGAUAAAAAUCUAAAUUUUAACGAAAAACAGCGAAGACCUAUAUCGCUUAUUAAGGGAUGGAGCUUUGACAAAAGCAAAAGAAAACAAAAAAAAACCAGGAAUUUUUAAGCAAAACCUAGAAAAUAAUUUAAUCAUAAAUCAAAAAAGCAUAAUAAAAACGUAAAUAAUAGUGCGGUCUGCAUAAGAUCGACUUAUGGUGGUACUUACAAAGUUCUAAACUAAGGACAUACGCCACUUGGGGUGUUCGAAACUAUGCGUUAUACAUUACCAGCAAAUGUAAAGUAACAAAUUUUCAUUUUUAUCCUACAAAAAAAAAAAUAACAUUUGAUUAUUCACUAUUCACAAGAUUUUUUAACCAAUUUCGUCCACCACCAAACAGUCGACAUUUGCGUUAUGGCGGCCUAUCAUAUAGUAUAUACAUACCUAAGUAAAAACAGUAGGUUCCACUAACCUGCAGCAUAAGGUUAAUCCUUCAAUUUAGCUAACAGGCAUUCUCUGCUCCAGAAAGUCCCUCUUAAGAUUACUCAUUAUUUAGUUAAUUUUUUCCCCAAACGAAAAGCAAAAAAAAAGAACAAAAUCCAAAACUGACGUAUGAGAUAAGUUAAAAAAGAAAAUCAUUUACUUCACCAAAUCAAUUACUAUAAAAGCAAACCCCUAUUAUAAAAUAAUAAAAGCGUUUUUAAUCACUUGAAAAUAUACAUAUAUCAACUAAUACAAAACGAACAAAAACCAAGAAA